Molecule: messenger RNA, 2343 nt
Organism: Ostrea edulis (European flat oyster)
Lineage: Eukaryota; Metazoa; Mollusca; Bivalvia; Ostreida; Ostreidae
Product: NAD-dependent protein deacetylase sirtuin-1-like
Exons: 10
Coding region: 37-2238 (733 amino acids)
Molecular function (GO): NAD+ binding
Source: RefSeq, a predicted model, not a curated record
AUCGCGCAGCCGAUAUCAUGCGCAGAAGGACUUGCAAUGGCGGAAGAUGUAAAAGAAGAUGUGGUUGAAAUUCCUACAAAGAGACGAAAACUUGAUACCGAAAAGAGCGAUUAUGAUGUUCAACAAGAAUAUAAUUCUAACAACAAUUCUGCCACAGACAAAUUGGCUUCAAAUGAAGAUAUGCCGUCCACAUCCAGUGACAGCGGAUCCCACCAAGAAAACAGACAAGUGGGGUUGCAGGACGAUGACUCGGACAGUAACAUAAGUGAUAUAUCAGGCCUAAGUGAGACGGCUUGGAAAUCAUCCCCAGGUACUAUGGCAUGGAUACAUCGUCAAAUGAUGCUUGGUCAGAAUCCAAGAGUUAUUUUACGAGAUCUUAUUUCCAAAGAUGUUGAAAUUGACCAUAUGGAUGACAUCUCACUGUGGGAGAUUAUAAUACAUAUUAUGUCUGAGCCACCCAAGAGAAAUCGUCUGGAGGAGUACCAUACACUGGACCAUGCCAUAAACCUCAUAAAGUCUUGUCAGAAGAUAGUAGUUCUCACUGGAGCAGGGGUGUCUGUAUCCUGCGGUAUUCCAGAUUUCAGGUCUCGAGAUGGCAUCUAUGCAAGAUUAGCUGUGGAUUUUCCAAACCUACCUGAUCCUCAAGCCAUGUUUGAUAUCAACUUCUUUAUUAAUGACCAGAGACCAUUCUUCAAAUUUGCAAAGGAAAUAUACCCAGGUCAGUUUGAGCCAUCUAGAUCACACAAGUUUAUUCGGUUACUGGAGACAAAUGGAAAAUUACUUCGAAACUACACGCAGAAUAUCGAUACACUGGAACAGGUUGCUGGGAUCCAGAGGGUGAUACAAUGCCACGGCUCAUUUGCAACAGCAACAUGUAUGGCUUGUAAGCACAAGGUUGAGGCAGAUGAUGUCAGGGAGGAUAUAUUUAACCAGGUGAUACCAAGGUGUACUGUGUGUCCAGAAGGAACUAAACUUGCAAUAAUGAAGCCAGACAUUGUGUUUUUUGGGGAAAGUUUACCAGAGGAGUUUCAUCAGCAAAUGGCAGAAGACAAACAAGAUUGUGACCUUCUUAUUGUGAUUGGAUCUUCUCUCAAAGUUCGACCUGUUGCUCUCAUUCCCAACUCUCUACCUCAGAAAGUUCCUCAGAUCCUCAUAAACAGAGAGCCAUUAAUGCAUUUGAACUUUGAUAUUGAGCUGUUGGGUGAUUGUGAUGUCAUCAUUAGUGAGCUUUGUAGACGAUUGGCAGAAGGGUUUCAGGUUCUGACGGACUCUUCUACUACCUUGACAGAGAUCACUAGAGAUCAAUUACGCACCCCUGCAAUCCCUUCCUCACCAAAAUACAUGUAUGCCAGAGAAACUACAGCAGAGGACAAAAUGAACAAGCAUAGUGAAGAUUGUAUUGAAGCACAACAAAUGAAAUGUGACAAACAGGAAAAAAAUGAUACAGAAAAACCAAGUGCAUCUUCAGAAGUUAAGAGCAAGUUAGAAAACUCAGAUAAUGCAGAUAGUGUGAAACCUGAAAUAUCUACAUGUAAAGACGGUCAAGAUGAUAUGUCAGCAAUAUCGUCAUCAAAGUGCCUUGAAUCAAAUACAAACGAAUCUACAUCAGAAAGUCAAACAGACAAAGCUGAUGAAGCAGUGCCUUGUGAUUCUGCAACAGAUGAUAUGAGGGCCAUGUGGCAGCCAAAGAAAGUCAGUCUUGCCAAGUACUUAGAAGAUGGUGAGUAUUUGUACCUACCUCCAAACAGAUAUGCAUUCCCCGGGGCAGAGAUCUACUCUGAAGGGGAGAGUGAGGAUGAGGAAUAUUUCUGCUUUGACAACAGUAUGUCAAGUAGUUCUAGCUCCUCUUCCCUCAUCAGUCAAGACAAUUUUGAACAAACCGAGGAAGAGAAUGACAGUCCAGAGAAACAGCCAGAUUCAGAGAACAGAGUGGAGGAGGACAUUCAUGAGGUGGCAGGAGAGGACAGAAUCUCAAUUUCUGACAAUCAUGAAAAACUAGUUUCUCAGACAUUAGAGAUUCAGACAGACAAAGCAAUUUCUUGUGAGCCAGACAGUAGGCAGGAGGAGGAUAGCCAAGUCUGUGACAGUAGACAGGAGGAGGAUAGCCAAGUCUGUGACAGUAGACAGGAGGAGGAUAGCCAAGUCUGUGCAGAAAAAGCAGGCAAUUGCAGUAACCAAGGCACACAGUCAAAGGAUGGAGAUGUCCCAUUACCAGACUCCUCUAAUAGCAGCAUAUAAUUUGUCCAUUACACUUGGUGUCUGUUAAUUCUUGAGACAUUCUGAUCAAGAUUUACUUUUAUAGAGCUAUUUGUUUUGAUAUAGAAAUAAACAUUAUAAAGUAGA